Molecule: messenger RNA, 1094 nt
Organism: Hordeum vulgare subsp. vulgare (domesticated barley)
Lineage: Eukaryota; Viridiplantae; Streptophyta; Magnoliopsida; Poales; Poaceae
Exons: 4
Coding region: 1-933 (310 amino acids)
Source: RefSeq, a predicted model, not a curated record
AUGCCCCCCCAAACCCUACACAGCUCGGCUUACCCCUCCCAUCCCUCCACUCGCGCCUCCAUCCUUCCACUCGCGCCGCCGCUCGUCCCCGCGUCCGAGCCGAGCCUGCCGUUUAGGAAGGUCGCGCUCGCAUCGCACGUUUGGAGAAGAAACUGGCCGGCACUCAGGAGGGUCGGCCCGGCGACGAUGGCGGAAGACCGCAACUGGAUGUACACGGGCCGCCCGAGCAAGAAAACGUUCACCCCCGAGUGGGUGGAGAAGACGACCGAGUUCGUGGAGCGCGCCUUCCGCGGCGUCCCGCCGGAGCGCGAGGAGGACUUCGGCAUGCUGUGCCCCUGCGCGCGCUGCCGCAACCGCAACAGGCUGCCGAGGACCAAGUACGAGAUGCAGCUGGAUCUGGGCAGGAACGGCUUCAUGCCAGGGUACACGGUGUGGGUGCACCACGGCGAGGGCAAGCAAAUGGUCCCACGACCACUCCAGCGGUGGCAAGCAAGUGCCGAAACCCAGCCUGCUAAACCAUCCGACGACCACGCCGGUGGUGGCAUGAAAGUGCCGAAACCGCAGGAGACUAAGAAGAAGUGGGAGAUAUCAGCGCUUGAGGCGUAUGCAAGAGCCAGGCUACGGAAGGAGGAUCAAAUGGAGUGGAGCUACCAGAAAUACCUGUGGGAGCAAGAGAAAGCCAAGCGGCAACAGCAACAGAGUGCACCAAAGGCAAAGAGGCUGCUCACGUUUGCUGAAGAGGAAGGGAACAAUGUCAGCGUCAUCGAACCUGAACUUGAAGAUACAGCAAUGACAAAAGCUGACGGUCCUGUAGCUAAUCCGGAACCGACAGCCAACGCGUGUGGAGUUCAAAUCCCAGCUGGAGCAACGGCUCGUCCAAAGCGCAAGACAGGCCCGCCUGGGUGGCAUUCAGGCUCAGACUGGGUUCAUUGACCCAUGUAAAGGCUACCUUUUCUAUAAAAAAAGUAACGGCUACCUACUUUAAAUAGCCCCCUUUAGCUACUGAUGUACUUGACAGAUAAGAAAUGGACGGCUAAAGCCGAUGUAAGCACUAGCUGCGUGGGUGGAUUAAUCAUCUAGUUAGUCUUCUUCUA